Molecule: messenger RNA, 795 nt
Organism: Schizophyllum commune H4-8
Lineage: Eukaryota; Fungi; Basidiomycota; Agaricomycetes; Agaricales; Schizophyllaceae
Exons: 4
Coding region: 1-795 (264 amino acids)
Source: RefSeq, a predicted model, not a curated record
AUGACUUCCUUUUGCGAUAUCUUUUGUCCUCUGCUGUCUCUAUUCAAUGUCGAGGUCGUUAUUCCCGAAGCCCCCUUGAAGCAUCAAGAUGCCUUCAUCUGGCAGCCUGACGACGCUAUAACAGUUGGUCAAACAUCAGCGCUAUUCUCCCACCAUCAACUGGAGUUCUGGCCUAACGACUGUGCUGCUUCAUUGGCGCCCAUUUUUGUUGCCAUCUACUUGAACGUCCUUCGUCUUGAUAUCCACGUGAUUCAUACACCUCAGUCUACUACGCUGCGCAUGGUGCGCAUUUCGUCCUCUCGCUAUCUAUGUGUUCGCCUGCUCAAGCAACACCUCGCACCUCUCCUUUACUCGUCGAAACGCGGGGACCACAGUGCGGCCGAACGGCAGGCACCCGUCACGUACCUUGGCGUUAACCCGGUCCUCUGUAUUUACGACUAUUCGGAAUUCAGAUCUGAAGAAACUGACAGCGAGAUCGCUACAAUGCACCCGCAGGCUAGCGGUAUACCCACGGGGCCCCGCGACAAUGGCCUACGGACUGCUAUGGGUACGCUCCAGACUUGGCAGUGCCUUCGAGGUCGUGCCGAAGCUGUUCUCGCGCCCGGCAGCGGCCCUCUUACGAACAGCUCAGAGUCCGACCACGAUCACCCAAACAUCAUCGGACUGGUGAGACGCGCGGUCGCCAAUCGCCACGGCCUUUCCGCGCACGUAAUGGGCGCAGCGCUCGCUCGGGAUGAUUAUCAUAAUCGCCCGACGACUUCUAGCGCCAGCCCGCACGUUGCUGAUCCAUGCUAG